CGGAAGCUGUUUGCUGGGACACAGAGGAUGUGGCUGCUGUCGGUGCUGGUGCCUCUUCUCAGGCUCUAUUACUGCGGAAUCAAAGUUCUCAUCUAUCAGAUGUUCAACAGAUCUUUUACUCUACCAGUCUUACCCAAGCAAAAUGGAAGGGUUGCCAUUGUGACGGGGGGUACCAGAGGAAUGGGUUUUGAGACAGCGAGACAUCUGGCAAGCCUUGGCAUGCAUGUUGUCAUAGCUGGGAACGAGAGAGAAGAGGGGGCAGCAGCCGUCAAGAGGAUCCAGGAAGAAGGCAUCGAGGGGAGAGUGGAGUUUGUCUUUAUUGACCUGACCUCGCUGAAGUCAGUGCGACAGUUUGUUCAGACAUUCAAAAGCAGAGGCCUUCCCCUCCAUGUGCUGGUUAACAAUGCUGGAACCAUGAUGGUUCCUGAGAAUAAGACGGAGGACGGCUUCGAAUUCCACUUCGCGCUCAACUACCUCGGCCACUUCCUGCUGACCAACCUGCUGCUGGACACGCUAAAGAGGUCGGGAAGACAUGGCUGCUGCUCCAGGAUCGUCAACAUGUCCUCUGCAACACACUACGCAGGAGUGAUGCACAUGGACGACUUAAACAGGAGGAUCUGCUACAGUUCCCAUGGAGCCUACGCCCAAAGCAAGCUGGCUCUGGUUCUCUUCACCUACUAUCUGCAGGAGCAGCUGACGGCCGGCGGCUUCCCGGUGAUCGUCAACGCCGUAGACCCCGGCAUGGUUGACACGGCACUGUACGACAACCUGUGGACUCUGGCACAGGCAAUGAAGAAGCCAGUGGCCAAGAUUCUGUUCAGGACUCCAGCUGAGGGAGCAUCCAUCUCCGUCUAUGCUGCAGCUGCUGCUGAGAUGGAGGGGGUGGGGGGCUGCUACCUGUACAACAGCCACAAGAUGCAGUCUUCCGACUUGUCCUAUGACUCCGAGCUGCAAGUGGAGCUGUGGAAGAAGAGCUGUGAGCUGGUGGGGCUCCAGGAGGGCUGACGCAGAGUCAUUACAACAUCUGGAGCUCACGGAUUCCACUGAACUGCUGACACAGGAGCUUCAACAGCAGCUUAACAGUUAGAAGACACAUUACUGUAUGCUGAGGGAAAGUCAUCUCCAUGGUUGUGUAUAGAGAGCAAACAAAAUGACGUAUCUUUGUAGGCCAACCUGGAAGUUAGCAUCGCCACGGGAGUCUACAGAGAAAAUGCCUAAAAAUGCUUAAAAUAGUUCACUUAUAAGCUGUUGAUACAUAUUACAGCAUUAUAUGUCCAGAAAUGGUAGAAAAACGCCAUAUUAUGGGAUGUCCAAAAAUCGAAAGAAGCUACUUAUGUCAUAAUUGUGUAUGCCUAAAAAUGCUAAAAAUUGUCCAAUAGUCUGUUGAUACACAUUAGAGCAUAAUGUCUAAUGAAAUUACAGAUAAAUACCAUUUUGUGGGAUGUCCAAAAAUUGAAAAAAAGUUAACUAAUAUUAUGUGGAUUUCUGUCGAAAAGGGUCAAAUUUUAAAAUGCCCAAAAAUGCUUAAAUUAGUUCACAUAUAGUCUGUUGAUAGCAUUAUAUGUCCAGAAGUGACAGAAAAACACCAUAUUAUGGGAUGUCCAUGAAUUUAAAAAAAGUCAUACUAUAGUAUGUUGAUUUUUGUCAAAAAAGGGUCAAAUUUUAAAAUGCUUAAAAAUGCUUAAAUUAGUUCACUUAUAGUCUGUUGAUACAUAUUACAGCAUUAUAUGUCCAGAAAUGACAAAAAAACACCAUACUAUGGGAUGUCCAUGAAUUGAAAAAAAGUCAUACUAUAGUAUAUUGAUUUUUGUCAAGAAGGGUAAAAUAUUAAAAUGCUAAAAAUUGUCCAGUUAUAGUGUGUUGAUGCACAUUAGAGCAUAAUAUCUACAGAAAUUACAGAUAAACACCAUUUUGGAGGAUGUCCAAAAAUUAAAAAAAAGUUAAACAAUAGUAUGUUGAUUUUUGUCAAAAAGGGUGAAAUUUUAAAAUGCCCCAAAAAUGCUUAAAUUAGUUCACUUAUAGUCUGUUGGUACAUAUUACAGCAUCAUAUGUCCAGAAAUGACAGAAAAACACAAAAUAUUAAAAUGCUAAAAAUUGUCCAGUUAUAGUGUGUUGAUACACAUGAGAGCAUCGUAUCUAUAGAAAUUACAGAUGAACACCAUUUCACAUUCAGAAUCUGUGCCUUAGUUGCUGUUUUUACUGCAGUUUGCCAACUCUUACCUGUUUACACACACCUUUUUUAAAGACUUCUGUAUCAACACCAACCUUUUCAAUGGUCCAACAAGUCCACUGCCACUAUGAAAAAAAUAUAAUUACAUAAUCAUAUGCAUUUGUCAUGUGAACAGCCUAGUAAGAAUAUUGUCUUUUCUGGAAAAAGGGCAAAAACCAGAAAACUUAACACCACUGUGCCUAUUUAAACAUUACUUUGACUCUAUGUAAUGUUAUAUAUAUAUAUAUA
This is a messenger RNA of Centropristis striata (black sea bass), 2458 nucleotides long. It is a transcript of the gene dhrsx, whose product is annotated as dehydrogenase/reductase (SDR family) X-linked. The transcript is spliced from 7 exons. Lineage: Eukaryota; Metazoa; Chordata; Actinopteri; Perciformes; Serranidae. The record is from RefSeq and is a predicted model, not a curated record. The coding region runs from base 28 to 1005 and encodes 325 amino acids.